This is a messenger RNA of Anisakis simplex (herring worm), 243 nucleotides long. NCBI's taxonomy places the organism in Eukaryota, Metazoa, Nematoda, Chromadorea, Rhabditida, Anisakidae. The record is from the annotation of a GenBank genome assembly.
UUACGAGCAUGGAAUUUGGACCUGGUAGUGGACUGGGCAGAGCAGCAAGAGGAACCGGAUGAGGAGACGAUGGCCAAGGUGAAGGUGUUGUACGUUCGGAAUCUGAAGGAGGCAGUGAGCGAGGCGCAGUUGAAGGAGAUGUUUGCGACGCAUGGAGAGGUGGAUCAUGUGAAGAAGAUUAAGGAUUAUGCGUUCGUGCAUUUUGUGGAGAGAGAACCGGCGAUUAAGGGUGAGGGAGUUUAA